AUGCACGGAAACACAUCGAAUGCCUCUCCGGCACGAACGUACGGUCCCAUCCUUGGCUGCUGCGCGUAUGCGACCUUCGUGGGCGAUGGUGCGGAGUACGCGUGCGCCGCUCGCGUGUGGGCGCAGAGUGUGCUGGAGACGGGCACCGCCCACCCGGUGGUCAUCGUAGCCACGACUCAGAUGCACGGCGGGCUGGGCAACCUGUCCGGGCAGGUACGACUUGCGCACUACCCGCCCGCACCCUCGCGCGGCAAGCACAACUUCGCCGUCACCUUCGGUAAGCUGUGGGCGGGCCAACUACCGUACGCGCGCGUCGUCUACGUGGACGCGGACACCCUGGUGCUGCGCAGCCUCGACCACCUCUUCGCGCUCGGACCGAAGGUGGCCCUCGGCGCGCCGCGAGCCUACUGGCUGCCGCAGCCCUUCUUCCAGAGCGGAGGACCCAUGCUCAUCAACACGAGCAGCAAGCGCUUUAGCGGCGCGCUGCGGCAACAGCUACCUCCCCGCUACGCGGGGGAGAUGGAUUGGCUCAACGAGGUGUACGGCCACUCGCCACACUUCUCAUGGGACGCCGUCGCCGGCGAGUACGCGAUGCUCAUCGGCGAGUACAUCCCCUCCGACCGAAUCUACCUCUACUGGACGCGCAGGCACCGCUAG
Emiliania huxleyi CCMP1516 is the source of this 657-nucleotide messenger RNA. RefSeq lists its product as hypothetical. The record is from RefSeq and is a predicted model, not a curated record. Lineage: Eukaryota; Haptophyta; Isochrysidales; Noelaerhabdaceae. The coding region runs from base 1 to 657 and encodes 218 amino acids. Gene Ontology annotation, molecular function: glycosyltransferase activity. The transcript has a single exon.